Saccharomyces kudriavzevii IFO 1802 is the source of this 1737-nucleotide messenger RNA. It is a transcript of the gene SSH4, whose product is annotated as Ssh4p. The transcript has a single exon. Gene Ontology annotation, molecular function: protein binding. Lineage: Eukaryota; Fungi; Ascomycota; Saccharomycetes; Saccharomycetales; Saccharomycetaceae. The record is from RefSeq and is a predicted model, not a curated record. Bases 1 to 1737 code for a protein of 578 amino acids.
AUGUAUAUCACUUUUAAUGAAGCUUUGGAUGGUCCGUUCGGUAAUCUAGAAAGUCCAAACCAUGACUUUAAGGUAGGCGACCCUAACAUGGUCCCAACGCCUCCUAUGGAUUCAGAUUCCGCGGCUAUAAGUCUAGCGUUCCUAAUAAGUCUUUCGAUUACAUUUGCAAUAUUGAUGCUUAUCUUGGUAGUAAUAGCUGCAUAUGUUACCUUCUGUGGUGAUGAUGAAUCAGAAUAUGAUGAAGAGAAUGCGCUAGGCACACGAACUUCAGGAACUUUACAUUCUUUGUUUGGCAAAAAGCAUACUGGCAUCCUGUUGGAUUCUAGCUUUGCGUCUCCUGGUGGGUUCGAUGAGGAGAUUGUUCUUCAGGAAAGAGAACUUGAGGAGCUGCCAAAGAUGUCUGCGUAUGAGGUUGAGUUGUAUAUUAGAACAAAAGAGUUCCAGAUGAUGAGCCCGCCCGUGGUAAAGGAAUUCGGCACAUAUUUGAAUAGUGAUGACCAGCAAUUUAUAAAGGAUCGUGGUAUCCAAAGCUAUUUCUUGCUGCCCAGUAUCAAUGAUAAUAUUGAUAAAUAUGGAAACUUUCUACCAAGUUUCAUCGUCCAAGAUAAACUAGAUAUACAAUUUUCAAAAUUUAAUAAGAGCUCGUCCACGGUAAUGAACUAUCCGUUACCCCAUAAUAGGAAGGAUGCAGUUUAUUUCGAAGUCAAAGUUUUCAGGUAUAUUCCAAAAUCUAAUAGUAUAUUCAGUAUAGGUUUGACCACUGUACCAUAUCCCUACUUCAGGGUACCAGGCAUGGCUAAAUAUUCCAUUGCUUACGAAUCGACAGGUAAACUCAGAAUAAAUAAUCCCUUCACCGCUAGCACUUUAUUACCAAAGUUGGAAGAAGGUGACACUGUGGGAUUUGGGUACAGGUAUAAAACAGGGACGAUCUUUAUUACACAUAAUGGUAAAAAAUUAAUGGACGUAACACAGAACAUUGGCAUUGAUCUUUUCAUUGGGAUUGGCGCGUUCAAUGCUGCAUAUACAAGAACAUAUACAAGGGAUGGAUUGUUGGAAGAUCCAGAUAAUAUAAGCUUCCGUGAAGCUUUGUCAGAAGGUAAAGAUAUUGCGGUUGUCAAAGAUCUUCAGAGAGUUCACGAUCCACAUGAUGAGAGUGACGAAAUGACGUCCGAUGAAGUUGAAUUACACGUAAAUUUAGGCCAGGUUGGAUUUGUUUUUAUAGAAGCCAAUGUGAAAAAAUAUGCGUUUGGAAGCGUUUACGGACAAAUUGGGAUUCCUCCAGCCUAUAAUGGAACCGAGAUUAACAAGGACACUAUUUUACAGAAGGGAGAAGAAUUGCCACCAAGAUAUGCCGAUACCGAUAAUUUUUUUGGCAACAUGCAAGUAAAGGAAGGUUCAUCUUCCGGAAUAAUGGCGCAAACAAGUAGGCCCAUGCGGUCAAUUGGGACAUAUGAAAGAAUUUCUUCUAACUUUGACAGAGAAAAUAAUGUCUACGACGAUGCUCUAGAACCUAGCGACAGUAAUGCCAAAAAUAAUGACGAAAAUGCAGAAAAUGCAGAUUACGAUGAAACCUCUCCGUUAUUGGAAAGUGAUAGUAUUAAAAGAUCUACAAAUUCAAAUACCCCUUACGAAAUUUAUGGUGAAGCUAUCAAUAAGAACUUUAAGAACAAGCCUGGCAAAAAACGUCAAAAGAACAGAGGUAAACCUUCUAAAAAGAAGAAGAGGUCGAGAAGAUAG